Messenger RNA from Belonocnema kinseyi, 4219 nucleotides. RefSeq names its product tetratricopeptide repeat protein 37. Lineage: Eukaryota; Metazoa; Arthropoda; Insecta; Hymenoptera; Cynipidae. Gene Ontology annotation, molecular function: protein binding. Gene Ontology annotation, cellular component: Ski complex. The coding region runs from base 201 to 4133 and encodes 1310 amino acids. The transcript is spliced from 13 exons. The record is from RefSeq and is a predicted model, not a curated record.
GUUGAUUUUUUUAUUAUUUUGGCAAAGUGUUUAGUAUUCUCUUUUGAUUGCUUUUGAUUCUUUAUGCAGAUUUUUCUCAGAAUGUUGUCCUGUUGUAGAAUUGAAAAUAUAUGAAUUUAGAGAUUUAAUUUCAAAGUGGCUCAUCCUUGUAUUCUGUUAUUAAAAUAGUGGUACUUGGUUAGUGUUUACCAGUGUUUACAAUGUCCAAAGAAAAUAAAGCCUCUUUAAAAGAGGCACGUGAAUUGUUUAAGAAGAAUGAAUACACUGACGCUGUAAAGUUGUGUAAGAAAAUAUUGAAAGAAGAGAAAACUAAUUAUGGAGCACUGGUUUUACUUGGAGCUGCUAUGCGCGAGAUUGAAACCCUUAAACCGCAAACUCCAGUGCCGCUUAAAAAAGCGACUCAAAUUCAGCCAGAUAAUCCUGUGGCUUGGCAAGGUCUAGUUGCUUUUUAUGAAAAAGAAGAGGACAGUCCUGAAAAUUGGAUGGAAUUAAUUCCAGCGUAUUGUAAGCUUCUAAAGCUUGAGAGUAAUCCCGCUAAGAUUGAACAUUUUCUGAGCAACCUCGAGAAGUUCGUAUUACAGUUAAAAGAUGAUAAAAUACUGGACAGCGUUAUUUCGGAUCUGCGUCAAUUGAAUGAAACUUGGAGCGAAGAGAGAGUAAAGCUGAUUAAUUCAACUCUAGUUUCAAUUCUCACACAAUAUUCCAAACUUCCCAGUGAAUAUGAAUCUCUUCUCGAAAGCACGCUUCUAUGUAUACUUAAGGAAGGGGAUAUUUCAAACAAACACGAGUAUUACAAAAAGUAUUUACGAAUACUUUACAGAGUGGAAAAACUGUCGUUAUUAUUGACGGAGGCUGUGAAGAUGCACGAAUAUUUUACUCAGGAUAUUUAUCCACUGGAGUGGAUUUGCCGCGUUUAUUCUGAGCAGAGUAUUUCCAAUGGCCACUGUGAUGGAAUAGAAAUAUCGCCCUUUUUUGAGGCCUUAUUGGCAUUACAUGCAGAAUCGGAUCUUGCAUUCAUGGCAAAAGGAGUCCAUCUUCACAAAGUUGGUAGACUUUUAGAGUCGCGAAACGUUCUCAAUUACGUAAUUUCUUCAAAACCCAAGUGGAUUCAUCCUUGGAUUCUCUUGGGUGAAAUAAAUUUAAAACUUUGUUGCUGGGAAGAAGCUGAAAACGCUGCUGUACACGCUCAAAAACUUCUGCAGGAUAAUGCUCAUAAUAAUUUACACCACAGAAUUAAUCUAGUUCUCUUAGAAGCUUUAUCUAAAAGUGCCAACAAGUACAAAUGGGAAGAUGCAAUUCGAAAGUGUAACGAAUUGUUGCCUCAGUCAUCUACGAAACGCCAAUUGAUUAUUACUCGUGCUUACGUGAACUUAGGCGAUCCCAAAGCUCAGGAAAUACUCGAUAAAUUAAGCAACGAUCCUGAAACAAAAACAGAAGCAGCAAUACUGAGAGCGAUUCACUUGAAAAAUGAGCACAAUUUAGAAGAAGCAGCGGAUGUUCUUGGUUCUGCUUUAGAAACACCUGAAGCAUGGCUGACUUUGGGAAAGAUCCACUGGGCAAUGUCUGACUUUGGUCACAGUCUGAUGGCAUUUUUGAAAGGAAUACAUGCCGAUCCUUACAACUGGGAGUGUUUUGUGUAUCUCGGGCACUAUUACAGAGAACACGGGGAUGAUGUUGAGCGAGCGAGAAAAUGUUAUCAGAAGGCUUUGCAGAUUAAUUCUAAUUCGGAAGAAGCUGGUAUUGGAUUAAGCACGGCCUACAGACUUCUAAAAAGCAGCGACGCUAAUGUGCAACUACUGCAGAAAUUAACUGCACAAGGCAGCGGGCCAAAAUGGGCUUGGCUUCAAUUGGGAUUGCAAUUACUGGAUCGCGAUGAAGUUUCCCAAGCAAUUCCCGCUUUGCGAAGUGCCAUUAAAAUAGAUCCAAACGACAACCACACAUGGGAAUGUUUAGCAGAUGCUUAUUUAGCUCGGGGAGCGCACCUCUCUGCCCUAAGAUCUUAUGAACGUGCUUUUGAAUUGAAUCCCGAAUCCUUUUACCCAUUGAUCCAAAUGGCCAACAUCAAACUGUUGCUAGGCCAACAUACCGAAGCGCAAGAAAAUUUCAAAAAAGUAUUAGCUCAGGACGAAAAUAACUUACCCGCCCUGAAAGGUUCGGCCGAAACUUAUUUAGGUCUUGCUAAUGAGAAUACUGUGAAUCAACAACUCGGGAGAGCAAGAGAUAACAUUCAGGAAGCAGUAAAUGAUUUAAUGGAAGCAAUUGUAGUGGGCAGUAAGUUUUCGUGUAUAUGGAAACUGUUUGGUGAUGCCUGUUAUAAAGUAGCAGUCAUGCCUGAAUGUUAUUGCUUCUUAAGAGUUGUACCAGGAAUCGUGAAAUUAGAAACCUCACAGGAACGUGUGACGAUCAAGAGAGAAGAAUUAUUUCCACUAGCAGUAAGAUGCUAUUGUCGAGCGCUGCACCUCUCAAAAGAUUCUCCCCUUCUCUGGCACGACUUGGCUUGUUCUUAUUUAGCACAACUAAAAUUUAGUCUUCCAAUAAAUCGAAAAAAUGUAGCUGCAAAGUGUCAAGCGGCAGCGAAACAUGCGAUUAAACUCUCUCCUUCUUCUUGGAUUCAUUGGAAUCUUCUUGGAGUUAUUUGUAUGACCGAAGAGGUAAAAAACUACGCACUUGCUCAGCAUUGUUUCGUGACGGCAAUCGAUGAGGAAGCGAAUAACGCCGUUUCGUGGACGAACUUAGGCUCCUUAUAUUUACAUUUAGGGGACAUUUAUAGAGCCAAUGAAGCGUUCUCUUGGGCUCAAAGAGCAGAUCCUGCCUAUGCUAAUAGUUGGAUCGGUCAAGGAAUAAUCGCGGAGAAAUUAGCAAGGAAAGAGGCUAUGGAUUUAUUCAGACAUGCUACGCAACUUGGGUAUCAUAACCAAGCUGCUCUUGGAUAUUGUCACUGGGUUUUGACUACGCUCUUAGAUUCCGAUGCAAAGAAGGAUGAGUUGUAUGAGUAUAGUAUCAAAAAUAUGCACGCUAUUCCUGUGGCAAUGGAUGAAAUCCAUCGAUAUCUCAUUCAUUGUCCGAAUGAUGCAUAUGCACGUAACGCUUAUGGUCUUCUCUUGGAGCGUCAGAAACUGUACAAGUCCGCGGCUGAGCAGUUUUCAGCUGCUUUGGAACACACUUCUGACGACGCGGCGAAAGAUGCUGUGUUGGUGAACUUGUCACGAAUAAUGCUAGUGCUUGAAAAGUAUAUCGAAGCUAUUGAAACUUCUUCAAGCGUCAAGACUCCCACAUUUAAAUCUCAUUGUCAACUGGCUUUAUCCUUAUUCAAAGCCGAACGUUACAAGGAAUCUUACUCCACCUACGAAGUUGUUCUCCAAUGGUUCGCCGAUUCAGAGUUACAGAGAGCCCAUGUUUUAUGUGCGAUGGCAGCAAUGGCCAGCAUGUUCCAAGGAGUCGAUGACGUAAAAACUCUUCUGUUCCAAUGCAUCGAAAUCCAACCACCGGCCGUUUCCGGGUUACUUGCUGCCGCUGCCUUAGGCUUACUUCACAAUGAUAAACACUUAACAGCUUUAGUAUUAAAGGAACUUGAGACAUACGAAGACCACGAAGAUUACAGACAUCACAUAGCUUUACUGUCCGCUUAUUUGUGUCUCACUCAAAACGAUAUUGGAGACGCUGUCAGAGUCGUUUCUAAAUUUGUUCACAAGCAUCCAGGUGAUGAGAGACUCUGGACGACAUUAGCGAGAUUUUUACUCGAAAUAAACGUAAAAGCAUUUGGAAAUUGUGCUCAAAAAGCUCUAGUUUUGGGAAGAAGUACUUCCACGCAUCACAUUGCACAAAUCGCCUGUAUAAAAGCGCUAAGCGAUUUAAUCACGACACAUGGUAAUCAGGAAGGCAUCAGGUCAGUUUUGCGGGUUGUUCACUCAUUCCCGGCGAGCGUUGAGAGCUGGUCAAAUCUCAUUGCGGCUCUGUUGCCACGAUGUGCGAGCCCUGAUUCAAAACAAAGUGCUCACUGGCUCACAGUGCUUUGUUCCGUCGUCAGAAAAAGUAUAUCGAACACAAAUGUCUCAACCAAGUGGCUCCUACAAAACGAGGAAAGAGCCAGUAUGAUUGCUGAUAAAGUAGCAGCUGCCUACAUCUACCGAUAAUGAAAGUAUUAAAGAAGUUGUACAGUUUACUAAGCAAAAAUGAAUCCGUAAUUUGUAUAUGUAAAACACAAGCAAUGGCAUAAAAA